Molecule: messenger RNA, 842 nt
Organism: Ipomoea nil (Japanese morning glory)
Lineage: Eukaryota; Viridiplantae; Streptophyta; Magnoliopsida; Solanales; Convolvulaceae
Exons: 2
Coding region: 12-842 (276 amino acids)
Molecular function (GO): enzyme inhibitor activity
Source: RefSeq, a predicted model, not a curated record
AGCAAUCAAAAAUGGAGGAUUCAUUCUCCAAGACCUCCAAACAGCCCAUUCUCCAAACCCAAUCUUCUUCCAGGAAUCGAGCAAAACUUCAACUCACAUUCUCCCUACUCAUUUUCUUCUCCCUCAUUAUCGCCUCCAUAAUCUGCGUUUUCAACGUCCUCAAGCACCACGCCCAAUCUCAAUCGCUAUCCCACAACCCCGAAAACGCUAUCCACUCGGUGUGUUCAUUCACAUCGGAUCCCUACUUCUGCUACGACGUCGUUUACGUAUCUUCGUCCACACCCGAUGGCAUCAACCCGACCCGCAUCUUCUCUACUUCGCUCCUAUCGUCGCUAGGCUACCUAUCGGAGCUGGUGGAUCUCCCCAAGUCCAUGAUCUCGGGUUUGGACCCGGAAACGCGGUUCGUUUUGAGGGAAUGCGAGUUCAUGUUCGUGUUCGCUCAGAGUCAACUCAACGAGUCAGUGGCGCGCCUGCACAUGGGGGAGAAUUCGGAAUAUGGGAAAAUGCUGGGAGUGGAUAAGCUGGUAUGGGAUUUGCAAUCGUUUAUCAGCGAGGCGCAAGGGCAGGUCAAGAGGUGUACUAAGUGGCUGGAGUCAACCAAAUCACCGAUGGACCCGAGAAUAGAAGUAAACACAGAGAUGGCUGAGAGGGUAAUGACGAUUUGUCAAGAGAUGUUGGCUAAUAGGAAGGACAUUCUUGAUUUGUUUUAUCCGAGGAUAAGUUCCGUUGUGGGUUCUCUUGUGUUGAAUAGUGAAUACGAUUUUAGUGUUUUCCUGUUUUGCUCUCAGUACUUGGUUUUGGUCUUCCUCUGCUGCUUGUUGUUUCGUUUGAUAUUAAGAUAG